Messenger RNA from Solanum pennellii, 2851 nucleotides. Its product is annotated as probable protein S-acyltransferase 22. Gene Ontology annotation, biological process: protein targeting to membrane; peptidyl-L-cysteine S-palmitoylation. Lineage: Eukaryota; Viridiplantae; Streptophyta; Magnoliopsida; Solanales; Solanaceae. Bases 666 to 2558 code for a protein of 630 amino acids. Gene Ontology annotation, molecular function: protein-cysteine S-palmitoyltransferase activity. Gene Ontology annotation, cellular component: Golgi apparatus; endoplasmic reticulum. The record is from RefSeq and is a predicted model, not a curated record. The transcript is spliced from 9 exons.
GGCCAUGGCCAAAAGGCAAUGCAAGAAACAAGGGAAAAAGUGAAAGCAGGUUGUGUUGGUUGGCAAGGUAAUAAUAAGCUUGAAAAGCAUAUGCCUCUCUCUCUCUCUCCACAGUUACACCACCUAUAGAUCAAUCACUGUACAGUAGUGUACAUAGGCCUCUUCCCAAGAAGACAAAAUAAACUUCAAAAUAAAGAAACCCCAAAAAAAUUAGGAGAAAAUAAUGAGUACCCAUUUUGUUACAAGGUUCAAAGCUCUUGUCUUUCUCUCUCUUCAUCAACCUCAUUGUGGUUAUGGGGAUGGAUUAUGAUUGAGUGAACUAGACAAAAGCUUAGCUAAGUCAUCAGGACAUAUCCCCUUUUCAUUCCCCACACUCUACUGUCAGUCAACAUUAUGCAUUUUUUUUCUCUCUGAGUUUACUUUUCUUUCUUUGUUGUUUUCCCAUCAAUUUCAUAUCUUAUGAGAGUUAUUUGGUGAAUGGGGUUGCAAGAUUUCUUGUUGAAUACAGUAAAAAACUGAUCUUUCUUGUUUUUUUCUAUCAAGAAAAUGUGGGGAGCUGAAAGAAAACAGAGAUUCAAGAAAGGAAUAGAGUGAAAAAUCAAAUCUUUUUUCUCCCCUCUUGCAUUUUCUUGCAUUUUAAUAGGCUGCUACAUUCAAUCAGCACAAUGAGGAAGCAUGGAUGGCAACUUCCCUAUCAUCCUCUCCAGGUGGUAGCUGUUGCUGUGUUUCUGGCACUGGGAUUUGCUUUCUAUGUCUUCUUUGCACCUUUUGUGGGAAAGAAAUUGUUUCAGUAUAUUGUGAUGGGGCUUUAUACUCCUCUUAUAAUUAGUGCAUUUGGCUUGUAUAUCUGGUGUGCUGCUGCUGAUCCUGCUGAUCCAGGAGUUUUUAAAUCCAAGAAGUAUAUUAAGAAGCUAGACCACAAAAAGCAAGUUCAACUUAAAGAAUCUAAAUUAGGGUGCGAGACGAAUUCUUCUAUACAAGAUGCUAAUGCUGCAUCGAUUGGGGAAAAUGCAUCUGGAAAAAGCAAUAAAGGAGCUGAACCAGCUGCAGAUCACAAUGAAACUGAACAGAAAAUUACAGCUACUCGUCAAAGAUCUUUCUCUUCCGGAUUGUUGGCUCUACUACCUUGUGCUCUUAUCAGCAACUGCACAGGCAGACAUGAGGAGUCUUCUCAGCAACAGUUGAGUGAAGAUGGCAUGUUCUACUGCAGUUUGUGUGAAGUAGAGGUAUUUAAAUACAGCAAGCAUUGCAGAGUAUGUGACAAGUGCGUCGAUCAGUUUGACCAUCAUUGCAGGUGGAUAAACAACUGUAUAGGGAAAAGGAACUAUCGCAAGUUCUUUGCGCUCAUGGUUUCUGCCCUCCUGCUGCUUAUACUUCAGUGGUCAACUGGAAUUCUUGUACUAAUCUGCUGCUUUAUCGAGAAGAAGAAAUUUUCUGCGGAAAUCACCUCCAAAUUAGGAAGCAGUUUCUCCAUUGUUCCUUUUGUUAUUGUAGUGGCUGUCUGUACCAUCUUGGCCAUGAUAGCAACCCUGCCACUAGCUCAACUUUUCUUCUUUCACAUACUUCUCAUAAAGAAGGGAAUUAGCACCUAUGACUACAUCAUUGCUCUCAGAGAUCAAGAGCAACAAGGAGUUGCAGGUCAGCAAAGUCCUCAAAUGUCUACUGUUAGCUCCCUAACUGGAUUAAGCAGUGCAAGCUCCUUCAAUACUUUCCAUCGAGCAGCAUGGUGCACACCACCUCGCCUUUUUGUUGAGGAUCAGUAUGAUGUAGUUCCUCCUGAUACAGUAUCGGUCAGUUCACUUGGGAAAAGGUCAAUGGCGGAGGAACCUAUCAAGAAAAAGAAUCCAGCUGCCGUGAAGAUUAGCCCAUGGACACUAGCACGAUUAAAUGCAGAGGAUGUUUCAAAAGCUGCUGCUGAAGCAAGGAAGAAAUCGAAAGUUCUUCAGCCAGUGGUGAGAAACAAAGAACCUUACAUUCUUGAAACAAAUAGCAGUUUAGGAAGUAGCGGGCGUCGCAUGGUGCCUAGGCUUGAUAACAAUAGAAGGAGAGCUAGUAAACGAGUUAGACUCCCUGCAGAGUUACCCUUUGAAACCAUGAGUAAAAUUCCCAAUGAUAUAGCUCAAAACAGCAGAAGGCCCAUGCUAACUGAGUCAUCAAGCAGUUUAGCUCCCCUUCAGCUUGAAGCACGGAGUGAUUUCCGAACAACCCGAGGACUGUCCACCUCAGGUGUUGUUGUUGCUUCUUCACCUGAGAGUAGUUUGGACUCUCCUGACAUUCACCCACUCCGGAUGUCAUCCUCAGGAGUUGAAGAUGCUGCACGUCUUGUAGGUCACCUAUCAUCUGGAAUGACUCUUCAAAAGGAUACACCAUUGUCUAGAUCAACUAGUGAUGGAUACGAGGCAUCUGGUGGGGAGGAUAGUGAUCGUGUGCCUACCCGAAUUGUGCAAAGGUCAACAAGGUGGAGUAGCAUUCUUUUUGGUUCUGAUCAACAAGAUGAUAGAGUCAGAAGAUUGAUGGUCCCGUCUUCAUCAACCCAGGCUAACAUCAGGAAGCAUUGAGCCUCCAAACAUACUUGGGAAUCUUCUGUAAGCUCUUGAAGCUACAUGAUCUGUUGACGUUUCUUAAUUUGUUGAUGAUGUUUGUCCAGUAGUAUAUACCAUCAACUUGGCCUGUUCCAUUGUCCAUUGAGUUCAAUUUUUGGAUUUUUGGGUGAGAGAAGUGCUGUAAAUGUCUAGUGGAAAAAACAUUAUGUCUAUUCUCUUGUCCUCAAAAUGCAGCAUUCAAUGAUCACUUCUUGCUGCCAUCACUUAGAAGUGGGUUUCUACUUUAACUAGUUUUUGGGGUGCCUUCA